AUGGACUUCAUCAGGGGCAAAGGCUUCGAAAAGCGGGUCAUUCCCAUGUUUGCACCCGAGACUUCAUCAGAUAAGCCGUCGGAGAAAGCGGCUAGCGAGGUGAAGCUGAUCACGCCUUACCCGAAUGGCAUGUAUAUGUUUAAUCUGAGGGGGUUGACCUCUUUGUUUCUUUUUUGCACGUCUCCCUAUCAAGAUCAUAUCCGAAGAAAGAAUACGGGAGGACGUGGUGCUAGGUGGCUCGUUCCUCCGACCAUUGUGUCUUUGUGGAACGGAGGGGGUCAAGCGUUCGUGUUCAUUUCUGCCAUUCUCAUUUCAAGGAAUCGCGAAGGUGCCGCUCAAUUUCGACCGCAGUGGUGUAAAUACGUCGGAGAAGACUGGAGGCAAGCCAGAGGAACGAUACAUGGCGCCCAGGCUGUUGUGGGAAAAUUUAGACUCCCGGGCGACCCAGUUUCGGUGCUCGGUUUGAGAGGCAAAAACUCUAAGAUUCAGCGAAUCACCGGCCAAGCCGCCCCAGCGAUUCAUGGAAUUCGCCUUCUGCAGUCGCACAGGAGAUAA
This is a messenger RNA of Coccidioides immitis RS, 555 nucleotides long. RefSeq lists its product as uncharacterized. The transcript is spliced from 4 exons. Bases 1 to 555 code for a protein of 184 amino acids. The record is from RefSeq and is a predicted model, not a curated record. Lineage: Eukaryota; Fungi; Ascomycota; Eurotiomycetes; Onygenales; Onygenaceae.